Messenger RNA from Rhineura floridana, 4738 nucleotides. It is a transcript of the gene COL28A1, whose product is annotated as collagen type XXVIII alpha 1 chain. The record is from RefSeq and is a predicted model, not a curated record. Lineage: Eukaryota; Metazoa; Chordata; Lepidosauria; Squamata; Rhineuridae. The coding region runs from base 267 to 3782 and encodes 1171 amino acids. The transcript has 36 exons. Gene Ontology annotation, molecular function: serine-type endopeptidase inhibitor activity.
AUGCCUAACCAUUCUGCACUCAACUUGGACUAAUAAAACAUGAAUAAAGGAUCAUGAAAGAUCCAGAUGCAAGGUACCCUGAUUUGCAUCAGGGCUAAUUAUUUAUUUAAGAACAGCUAUCCUUAAAGCAUUUUUUGAAAAAACAACCCUAGGAAUGCAUUUUCUAGUUCAUAUUUGUUUACAGACUAAUUAUUCUCCAGUUUGUUGCUUCAGUGCUCUGUAAGGAGGAGCAGGAAGCAGUCCUUUGAUUUUGGAUACCCGUCACUAUGUGGAAAAAACAUUCUGUCUUUUGCCUUUUGGUUUUGGCUGUUGCUACAAACUGUGUAGUGUAUGGACAAAACAGAAGGAGGGGACAAAGGCCAAGUUCUCUAGCAAGAAAAGACAAUCUUCAGGAUUCUGUCUGCUUUGUGGAUAUCAUCUUUAUCCUGGACAGUUCUGAAAGUGCUAUAGAUGUACUGUUUGAUAAGCAGAAAGAGUUUGUCACCGCCUUGAGUGACAAGGUUUUCCUGAUGAAGCCCACCAGAGUCCGCAGGUAUGACACCAAACUGGCAAUCAUGCAGUUCAGCAGUUCAGUCAGAAUCGACCAUCCUUUAACUGAAUGGAGAAACUUGCAGUACUUUAAACAGAAAGUCACUGCCAUGUCUUAUAUUGGGCAUGGCACCUAUUCCUAUUAUGCCAUCUCCAACACUACUCAGCUUUUCAAAACAGAAGGCCGUAAAAUAGGUGUCAAAGUGGCUUUGCUGAUGACUGAUGGUAUUGACCAUCCAAAGUCUCCUGAUGUGCAGGGUGUAUCUGAAGCUGCCAGAGCUCUUGGGAUUUCAUUUAUUACCAUUGGCCUUUCUAAAGUUGCCGAUCAAGCCAAGCUGCGUUUGAUAUCUGGUGAUUCACCUGGGAAGCCUGUGCUCAUGCUCAACGAUCCCAAACUAUCAGAAAAAAUACAAGACCAGUUGGCAACUUUGUUUGAUGAGCGGUGUGAGCGAAAGAGCUGUGAAUGUGAGAAGGGAGACCGAGGACCCCCAGGACCACAUGGUAGUCAUGGUAGUCGAGGGGAUAAAGGUGACCGAGGAGCUAAGGGAGAAAAGGGUGUGGCUGAGAAAGGAGAGUCUGGAGAAAGAGGUCUAGAGGGAAGUCCUGGUUAUAAGGGAGACAAGGGCGACAGAGGUGAAUGUGGAACACCAGGACUAAAGGGAGACAGAGGGCUAGAAGGCCCUUUUGGCCCAAAGGGACCGAGGGGACCUCAGGGAAUCAGUGGCCCUCCAGGUGAACCUGGUCUAAAAGGAAUUCAUGGAAAUAAGGGGGAGCCAGGCCCAUCAGGCCCUUAUGGCCCUGCAGGAGUCCCUGGGAUUGGAUAUCCAGGACCUAAGGGUGACAGAGGUCAGGAAGGAAGAAUUGGGCUUCCGGGACCUAUUGGAAUUGGUGAGCCAGGCUUAACAGGGCCACGUGGUCCUGAGGGUGUGCAAGGGGAAAGGGGUCCACCAGGAGAAGGAGUUGCAGGACCGAAGGGUGAAAAAGGUUCUGAAGGGCCAGGAGGACCAGUUGGAGCACCAGGCCAAUUCAUCAAAGGAGAUAAGGGUGAGCGAGGGAUGGAUGGACCACAGGGGCCAAUGGGGCCACCUGGAGCUGGCAUCCAAGGAAAGCAGGGCGUUCAAGGUCUAAAAGGUGUGCCUGGGGUGAAAGGGUCACGUGGUGUGGGCCUUCCUGGAUCGAAGGGACAAGAGGGUGCAUCUGGACCAAAAGGUGAAGUUGGACCAGCAGGAAUUGGACUGCCUGGACCUAAAGGAGAACCAGGAAGGCCAGGCUUCCCAGGAGAAAGCGGGAAAGCAGGAUUAAUGGGAGUACCUGGGAAAAAGGGGGAGCAAGGAUUACCUGGCCCAAGAGGUCCAGAGGGAAUGCCUGGGAAAGGAGACAUGGGUCCAAAGGGCGAAGAGGGGCAAAAAGGAGCUAAAGGAAAUGAUGGCCUAAGAGGUUUGACAGGGGAUCCAGGACCAAAGGGUGAACCUGGAGUCAAAGGCUCAGUUGGUAGCCCUGGGCCUUCAGUUCAUGGGCCCCCUGGCCCCAAGGGGGAGCAAGGAUAUGCAGGACCUCCUGGAAGUGAUGGAAGCCCUGGAAAUUCAGUCAUGGGACCUCAGGGUGCUCCAGGCUUACCUGGGCCACCUGGACUUCCUGGAGCAAAAGGAGAUGGCUUUCCAGGUCCACUAGGACCUCAAGGAAUGCCUGGUCUUCAGGGACCAAGAGGUCUUAAAGGAGCAGGCGACCCAGGACAAAAGGGAGAACCAGGAGCAAGAGGACCUCCCGGGCCUCCCGGGCAAAGGGGAAUAGGAAUACCUGGGCCAAAGGGCGUUAUAGGGCAAAAAGGUCUUCCAGGUCCACAGGGUCCUCCCGGAGAUAGUAUACAAGGAAGUAAGGGAGAUCAAGGGGUUCAAGGCUUACCAGGACCAAAAGGCUCCAUGGGGAUAGGACUACCCGGUCCUAAGGGAGAUUAUGGAGGGAAAGGAGACCAGGGAAAGAGAGGCAUCAAAGGAGAGAUUGGAGAACCUGGACCUGCCGGAGCAAGGGGUUUUUCGGGACUCAAAGGUGAACCUGGGCUUACUAAAGAAGAAGUAAUCAGACUCAUAAUGGAGAUAUGUGGCUGUGGGAUUAAGUGCAAAGAAAAUCCUUUGGAGCUAGUAUUUGUGAUUGACAGCUCUGAAAGUGUUGGGCCUGAAAACUUCGAUAGGAUCAAAAGGUUUGUAAAAACGGUGACUGACGCAGUCACAGUCAACCAAGCUACGGCCCGUGUCGGCAUUAUCAACUUUAGCCACAAAGUCGAAGUGGUGUCCACAUUGCUGCAAUUUCCUAACAAAGAGAGCCUGAAAAGUGCAGUAGAUGCAAUGCAAUACCUUGGGGAAGGCACAUUCACUGCUACAGCUAUCAGCAAAGCCAUUGAUAUAUUCCAGUUUGCCCGACAAGGGGUGAGAAAGGUGGCUAUUGUAAUAACGGAUGGGCAAGCAGAUCGCCGUGAUUCAAAUUCAUUGGAUGUUGUAGUGAAGGAUGCCCAUGCCCUCAACAUAGAAAUCUUCGUCAUUGGGGUGGUUCAGAAGAGUGAUCCCAAUUUUGAAAGUUUUCGGAAAGAAAUGGACCUCAUUGCUUCAGACCCAGACCUCGAGCAUGUCUACCAGAUAGACGAUUUCAUGACCCUGCAAGCUCUUGAGAAUAAGAUCUUCAAACAAAUUUGCGAUAACGAUUUCAGUUCCUACAUCACCAAAGUGCUCAGUUCAGCACUUUCUCCUGGGCUUGAGACAAGAAAUGAACAUGCUGGUCGGUUUCCCAUCAGUGAGGUGCUAGAGCCAUAUGUCCCCCCCCACAAGCCAGAGGUUACUGAUUCUCUACACCCUACAGGGAUACCCAGUGAGAGAGUAGCAUCGCAUUAUGAUUGGGAUCCCUAUGCUACUACAUUGCCUCCGAAAUACCUUCCUGAUAGUCACAGGCAACCAGUCAUCCCUUCUGCUUAUGACAGACAAGAUUACGUAGAACUCCAAACUCCCCGUCCAGAUCUCUCUCUCUUAACUAGACAAGUGGACUCUGCAACAGCUGUUCUACAGCCUCACAGAGUGAUAGGUGCGACAAAAGAUGCUAGAUGUCUGGAGCCAAUGAAAACUGGAGAUUGCAGAGAUUAUCAAGUGAUGUGGUAUUACGACAAGGAUGCAAAUUCUUGUGCCCGUUUUUGGUAUGGAGGGUGCAACGGUAACCAAAAUAGGUUUGAGAUGGAACAAGAAUGUCAGGCAGCCUGUGUUCAAGGAUAAAGAGAACUCAAGGUUUCAGAAGAAAACAAAGCCAAACAUUUCUGGAGUUUGCAUAAGAAUACUAAAGAAUUCCAAAUGCUGUGUUAAUAUGCUACUUCUGUACCAUGCCUCCUGCUUUUUAGAAUCAUUCAAUCGAUUUUAUAGAGCAUGCUAUCUUUAUAAUUGAUAGCUUUACUUGACAAAAAGCAUGUUAUACUUCCGUGUGUAUGUUUUAGCUCUAGUAUUGCCUGUCACAGUGUUCCAAGAACUUUGAAAGAUAUGAGAGGUUUUAACGCUUAGCUUUAGUAGUACAGAAUCUUUCAUUAUUGGAAAUGAAAAGCAGAACAAGGGACAACAUCUGGACCUGGUAAAAACUGUAAGAGCAGCAAGUGGAAAAAUGCCUCUGGAUACUGAUGGAAACCUUUAAUACAAAAUCGUUAUAUAUAGAUGCCACUAUCUGAAUGCCUCCCACCCCCCCCAAAAAAAUUAAAGCAUGUAUAGAUUUAGCAGUUUAGGAUUGCCAAAAACAUUUGUCAUUUGUCUUUCCUUUUUCUUCAGUACAUCUACAGUAACCAAGAUCCAGUUGUUGUGAUGGACAGCUAGCCACACAGAACAACUGGUGGUCCUCCUUAUUCAUCCUACUUAGAGGAAGAGCCAUCCAGCCACUUUAGUUAGGCUUCAAUGAAUGGCUAUUUAAGCCCAGAUCAGGGCCAGUAUUUUUUAGGGUAUUUGUUAAAGCUCAAUCCAUAUAUUCUUAUUUCUCAGGGCUCUUGUACAAAAGAGUGAAAUAGUACAGACAGUAAAGUGUCAAAGUCAAUUCAUAGGGGAAUUUUAUAAAGAAAAAGCACUGAAAGAUGUACAUAAAGUGUAUUUUUUUGGACCUUACCACUAUGCAAAGGUACUGUACAAGCUAAAAUUGAUGGAAAAUGAUUAAACUGAUUAUAUGGAGCAGAGGGGUGUGUGUCUGCUCUUCUCGU